UCAUCCGCAGAGAGGGUGAGAGAUAUUUUCAGGUAAACCAAAAUUCUCGAUAAUCAAAACACGAAAUCUCCAAUUCCCAAAAUUACCGAAAAACAGUUAUCAUUGUUUUCUCCAUUUUUUUCUCUUCCAGUCACCAUUCUUCAUCAAUCAUUUCUCCCCUAAAUUCCCAUUUCUUCAACUUUCUCACAAAUCCGUCAACCCCUUUUCUCUCCUUUUUUUUUCUUCCCUAACAAAAAAAUUAACAACCCAGAAAAAAAUCAGAAUUUUCCGUUUAGAAAAUCAUCUUUCCGGUGAUGUUUCGGGGGUAGUUGCUAACGUGCGCCGUUACGGGACUUUUUUUAAAAUUAUCUGAGCCGUCCACGUGGAGGUUCUGGAUUGUUCGAGACCGUUUAGGAUGGAGACGGAAACAAUGGGGAAGAUGAAUUGGGGUACGUGGGAAGAGCUAAUACUUGGUAGCGCUGUUCGCCGGCAUGGGACCAGAGAUUGGAACGUCGUCGCAUCGGAGCUCCGUGCCCGGACUUUAUAUCCUCACUGUUUUACCCCUGAGGCCUGCAAAGCCAGGUAUGAGGAGUUACGUAAGCGCUACUCUGGAUGCACUGCUUUGUUUGAAGAGUUGCGGAAGCGACGAGUGGAAGAAUUGAAGCGGGAAUUGGUGAGAUCCGAGAGCUCCAUUGGGUCUCUUGAGUCAAAGAUUGAAAGGCUACAGGCUGAGAGAGAGCGAUCUGAUCAGAUCCACAGUUUGAGUCGCACUGAAUCUCCUGCUCCUCUGACAAAAUCAGAAGAUAUUGAGUCUUCUGUGAAAGAAGAAGCAAAGGAUGGGUUGUCUGCUGGCAGCUUCACGCUUGAUAUUAGAACAGACGCGACCCCUGAGUCUCAGGUUCCCACCAUACCCUCAGCUACAGAGACAGUCGUGAAGCUAGAACUUUCAGAGUCUUGGGGACGGGACAAAGCUCCAAGUACAAGCAAGGUUCCAGAGUCUGCCAAUGGAAAUGGUGGGGCUGUGAGGAAGAGAAGAGGCAAGAGGAGAAGAAAAGACACGGUUUGGGAUGCCAAAGAAGGGAGCAUUGAGGACAGUGACAAUGUAUGUUCAACGAGUCUCGCCUCCACUUCUCACUGUAAAGAAGUACUAACCAGUUGUGAUCAGAGUAUUAGGCGUUCUGCUGCAAGUGAUCAUAUAGUAGGUAUAUCUAGGUUUAGGAACGAUGACUUGAUGAAGAUUUUCAAUUCUAUUACACAGCAUGAAGCUGCUAUGGUCUUCAGGCAUCGUCUUGAUAGUCAGAAGAGAGCAAGAUACAAGAAAAUGAUAAGGCGUCAUAUGGAUAUCGAAACAGCAAGAUCAAGACUAGCCAACUGGUCCAUCAAAACACCAGGUGAACUCUUCAGAGAUUUCCUUUUACUAGCCAACAAUGCCAUGGUAUUUUACUCAAAGAGAACGAGAGAAUACAAAGCAGCAAUGGCCCUAAGAGACAUAGUCACUAGAGCCUAUCGGGAACAUUACAAAGGCUCUUACCACAAAGCUACAUCAUCACACCUUCCAUUGCCAAUAAUUGGUAAUCCACCUGGGAAGCCACGAAGUGUUCGCCCUCGUCCUUCCAAAGACAAACUUCAAGCCAAGUAUAGCAACAACAUCAUUGCUGGAACACUAGGAAGACAGAAUCAUAGACUUGGUGAUGCUGCUGAUUCUAAGGUACCAUUGCAAAAUCCCUUAUCAGCUAAGAAGGGCUUCAAGAGGCCCGGAAAAAUCAAGUGUGGAUUGACUACCGAGACUGUCAAUCCACAAAGUAAAGUACAAGCUAAGGAAUCCUCACAACAUAAUAUUAAGGUUAAAAAGGAGCAUCGAGUUAAGCCUGUGACCAAAGAGAGGAAGAGGGCUCGGCAAAAGUGAUUUGCUGAUUCCAUGAUCCUUGGUGUUCACUUACUUUUUGGUAUAGAAAUUUUCUGUGUAUCAUAAUUCAAUUUUGGGUUGCCAUUUUGAUCUAGGCUUCAUCUUGAUACAGGAGAAAUGCAGGUGUAAUAUAAUACUAAUCAAGUUGUGGAUAAUUAACUCCAAAAUUAUAGAAUUGUUCCUGAACUAUCUCUUCAUCAGGCCCAACUAUAUUAUGGAUAAAAAGGUCUUGUAAAAUAAGAAGCCCAAUGGUUGGA
Molecule: messenger RNA, 2142 nt
Organism: Solanum verrucosum
Lineage: Eukaryota; Viridiplantae; Streptophyta; Magnoliopsida; Solanales; Solanaceae
Exons: 4
Coding region: 395-1885 (496 amino acids)
Molecular function (GO): protein binding
Source: RefSeq, a predicted model, not a curated record